AUGAACUACAAACAGAUAAUUGAGCAUAUUAUAGAAUUUUAUCCAAAUUUUCUCAAUAAUCCGGUUAUCAAUGAUAUUGAAGAGAUUGUACAUUUAAUAUCAAAUCCUUUAAAAAUUACAAACGAUAGGGCAAUAAUAGCGUUGAACGUUGAACAUAUAGCCCGUAAUGAGGUUCACAUUACUGACAAGGAAGCUAUAAGAAUGGCCACCACAUAUUUCUUAUCUCUAUUUCAACAUCGCCAAAAUCGUAAUCAAAGAAAUAUAUACAAAAACCUCGCAUAUAUGGUAAAUAGAUAUAAUGCCAUAAGAAACCGUUUCCAUUAUCAAAACAAUUUAUAUACCCGUCCUAUUCGUGUAUAUCAAGCUCGAAAUUAUAUUACUUAG
This is a messenger RNA of Cetraspora pellucida, 384 nucleotides long. NCBI's taxonomy places the organism in Eukaryota, Fungi, Glomeromycota, Glomeromycetes, Diversisporales, Gigasporaceae. The record is from the annotation of a GenBank genome assembly.